AUGGCCAGAGAUUUCCCAAGGCGAGUCGUCCCGAUUUCUGUGGAGCAAGCGACUGAAACGGCACUAGACUGGGGCGCUCUCUCGCUUGGCUCUUUGGAUAUCAGUCUCAAAGCGAUAUGCUCGUCUCCUACUGAUGUUUCCCCGAGUGCAACAUGCGUUUUGGCUGUUCUGACCUCCAAUAUGGACCUGUCGAUAUGGGCGCCCAGUAAGAACAUAUUGAAGGGCGAAUGGAAUAUGAUCCACCAUUAUACAGCUGGGCGACAAAUUGCUGGACAUGAAGUCCAAGAGUACCAGAUCAUGAGUAUUACAUGGACAGGGCAAGCUGCCUUUGGCCUUUCCCCAUCGCCACUGGUCGACGCAUCGUUGCUGAUAGCUGGCACUCGCGCGGGGACAGUGUUGCUAUUCCGGUUCGACGGAAAAUCCGUUGAACGCAUCAAUACCGUAAAGGUCAGCGAUUAUUGGGUAUCACAAAUUGCUGUCUCUCCGUGGGUUGCCUCUGGGGAGAGUACAUGUGAAGCACGCCUGGCUAUCAACGACUCUAGCGGCCAAGUUAUCGCCCUGGCCAUCAAGCAAACGUUGAAUAUACUGGGCUCACCAUCAUCACUAUCUCGACAAUACGCACUAGACGUCGAGGUCGCAUCCGAGAAAGUGAUUGUCACCGACGCACUCGUAGUUUUUGGAGAAUUGUCUUGGAUAUCUCCCCCAAGCAGACAGCCAAUCCUUGUCUUUGGGUCCCCAGGGGUACUCCAUCUAUGGUCGCCUCUCAAUAGAAGCGAUUCGUCCGACUGGGUAGGAUUGCGUUCCUUGAAAUUGACAACCCAGCGCAUGUCUGUUGGGUCUUCCGCCCUCUAUCCGCCCUCAGGCAUCCAAUACCUAGGUCGAUGGGACAUCCUCCUCAUUUCCCUGUUCGAUGGGUCAGCCCAUAUCGUUCACAAUAUAACGGGGGGUCCCUCCUGGGACCCACCUGCCGAAGAUUGCACCAGCCUCGCCACCGGACACACCAGCAAGUUGGUGCGCUCAAUCUUUGAAGCCUAUGAACCCAACUCCACGUUUGAAGACGUUGGUCGAAUUUGCGGAAUGUGCUGCUACGACUCUUCCGCUGCCGUUUGGGUACACGAGUCAUGUCGGCCAGCAGACUUCAGCUACAAGCACGAGGCGAAGCACACAAGCAUGCUCGUAGUUGCGCAGUUGUUCCCGGAAUCUGACGAUGACGCCUUCCUUGCCGGGCUGGAUGACUUGUUGAAGAAUUGCAAAGUUUCCGAUGGGGCAUCACCGCACGACUUGCUUCGCGCUGUAUUCCGCCGGUUGAACGGACCAGGUACUCUCGACAAACUCCACUCGAAUAUCCUGAACAUAAUUCGGCCGUCCGGCGACCCUCCUCUCACAUUCGCCCCCGAUCCGUACGACGGAGUGCUUUGCGAGGACUUUCGCAUCUGCUUUAGGCGGUGUUUGAGAGAGCAGCUAUUUGGUUCGGAUCGUGUACUUUCCUAUCGCCUCCGGCUAGCCAUAGCAGAUUACGCUUGGAAAAUCUACCAGGACCCCGAGAAGCAGGAAGCCUGUGGCCGCAUUGCACAAACACUUUUAGACAACAUAUCUCACCACAUUUUGAGGGCCGUGGUCCAGCAUCUAACGGCAGUUGCUCCGAUCCUCCAAGCCGACGACAUACCGUUCAUCCGUCGCCUUGUCGUACAGUCCAACCUCCCUCGCUGUCCCCCAGACUUAUUGCUCAGUGUCCGACAUCUUGCUGAGAAGCUCAACGGCCUCGGGAUGCCCAUCUCCUCAGAAGCCCUAACUCCGACAUCGCUCAACGAAAGUUGCCCCGCGUGUGGGUCGAACAUCCCUUUCCAGGACAUCAUUACUGCGCAAUGCGAAAACGGACACAGCUGGAGCAGAUGCUCCGUCACGUCCUUCAUCUUGUCGACAACAUCAGUAAGAACGUGUGUUGGGUGCACGCGUAAGGCGUUGCUGCCGCCUUCGGCUGCCUUGGGCCAUUCAUCGAUGGGUUGGAUCGUGGAAGAGAUGUUGGAGGCGGGCCAAAAGUCUGUCCUAUUGCGGCGUAUGCAUGCCAUGAUGGCACAGUACGUUUUCGUGGAGCAGGGGAAGCAUCCAAGUAAGACCUUACUUUUCCACAACGUGUCCAAUCAAUUCCUCUAG
Molecule: messenger RNA, 2154 nt
Organism: Pleurotus ostreatus (oyster mushroom)
Lineage: Eukaryota; Fungi; Basidiomycota; Agaricomycetes; Agaricales; Pleurotaceae
Exons: 13
Coding region: 1-2154 (717 amino acids)
Biological process (GO): transcription initiation at RNA polymerase III promoter
Cellular component (GO): transcription factor TFIIIC complex
Molecular function (GO): protein binding; histone acetyltransferase activity
Source: RefSeq, a predicted model, not a curated record